This is a messenger RNA of Larimichthys crocea (large yellow croaker), 942 nucleotides long. Its product is annotated as olfactory receptor 146-like. The transcript has a single exon. The record is from RefSeq and is a predicted model, not a curated record. Gene Ontology annotation, cellular component: membrane. Gene Ontology annotation, biological process: detection of chemical stimulus involved in sensory perception of smell; G protein-coupled receptor signaling pathway. The coding region runs from base 1 to 942 and encodes 313 amino acids. Gene Ontology annotation, molecular function: odorant binding; olfactory receptor activity; G protein-coupled receptor activity. Lineage: Eukaryota; Metazoa; Chordata; Actinopteri; Sciaenidae.
AUGGAAAACUACACCUACAACAGCUUGACAUUACAACUGGAGGGGUUAAAUGUCUCAAAGGAGUCUACAUACCCUGUGUUUCUUUUCCUCCUUUUUUCCUACUUGUUUAUAAUCGUUGCAAAUGUGGGCAUUACUGUUCUGGUUUUCACUGACAAGAACCUUCAUCAGCCUAUGUAUCUCCUUUUUUGCAACCUGUCAGUCAAUGACAUACUUGGAAACUCUAUCAUGUUGCCCCGUUUACUAUUAGACAUGUUGCGGCCUCCCUCUGAGCGCCUCAUAAGUUAUUAUGAAUGUGUGGUUCAAGCUUUUACUUCACACAUGUUUGGUACUGCUUCUCAUACUGUGCUCAUGAUUAUGACCUUUGACAGAUAUGUGGCUAUCUGCAAUCCCCUGCGCUACGCUGCCAUAAUGACCAACAAAAUGGUGAUGGAGCUGACAGUUUCUGCCUGGGGAGUGGCCUUUGUUUUAGUUGGGAUUCUUCUUGGACUGACAGUACGGCUGAACCAUUGCAGGACUUUUAUCGAAAGUCCUUACUGUGACAAUGCUGGGCUGUUUAAACUAUCCUGUGAGAGUGUGUUUAUUAAUAAUGUCUAUGGCCUCACUUUCACUGUGGUCCUAUUAACAUCUUCUAUAGGCAGCAUGGUUCUCACCUAUACUAAGAUUACAGUAGUCUGUCUGACCAGUAACAACAAGUCUUUGAACAGUAAAGCCUUAAAGACCUGCAGCACUCACUUAGUUGUGUAUCUAAUUAUGUUGAUCAGUGGAUUUGUUGUAAUUAUUCUGCAUCGUUUCCCUCAGUACUCAGACUAUAGAAAACUCUGUAGCAUUUUGUUUCAUAUUGUCCCUGGGAGCCUCAACCCCAUUUUUUAUGGUGUGCAGUCAAAAGAGAUACGGAAAUUCUUGUCAAAGCAGUUUGAGCCCAAGAAGAUUUUGCCAUCAUGA